Molecule: messenger RNA, 2226 nt
Organism: Brassica oleracea var. oleracea
Lineage: Eukaryota; Viridiplantae; Streptophyta; Magnoliopsida; Brassicales; Brassicaceae
Exons: 6
Coding region: 1-2226 (741 amino acids)
Source: RefSeq, a predicted model, not a curated record
AUGAAGACGCAAUCGACUCCCAACAGUGUGAAGAGGCUUCUGAGGGAGCGCCGCGGAUUUGGGGUGACUUUCCUGAUUCCUUCGGCGAGCCAAAGGCCUUGGUCGCCGCCGGUUGGGUAUCAAUGCAUCUACGAGUCCUAUUUUCGUGACGAUACGAAGCUUUGGUUCCCAAUUCCCCGACUAGUCACGGCAUACGCGAGGCGCCGAGAUGCAGCGAUAAGACAAUUUUUGAAUGGUUCGUGGCGUAUUGCAGAUGCUUUGUUGGUUAUGGCUGCCGAGAUCGAUACCUCGCUGAGCGUUCGUACCUUUGAAGAAUUGACGUCCAGGUCCUACUUCUAUGUUAAAUGCGACGAUUUUGCCUUCGAAGACCCUCCAGACGACGACUACCGUGUCUUGGGGAACACUUUGCUUGCCGACCAUCCGACUUCUCGUGAAUACCCGGAAGAGUUUCUUGCGAAUGCUCAUGCUAUCGCGAGACUCGCUCAAGAGCACUGGGGGAAUAUUUCUUGGGAGAGGGUUCGCCGUUCGAUCGACCGUAUUUCCAGGAGGGAUUGGGAUUCGAGUUACCUUCCGUCGGUUAACAAAACCAAGAGACGUAUUUCGCUGUUCACCGGUGAGGAGCAGAAGAAGAUCAACGCAGCAAGAAAGAUGAGGGGCCUUCUGGAUCUGAGAGCUAUGAUGGCGGGAGAGCUUGGCUUAUCGUGUGCCGAGCCGUUGGUGCCUCCCAGCGAGUUGGUCACUGACGACGUGAACCUCGCGAGUUCUGACCAUCGCGAGUCCUCGCUUGUUGUUGCCGCUGCUCCUAAGAAGAAAAAGAGCAAGAAAAGAGCCCAGGACGAGCCGCCUGUCGAUGAUGACUCAAAGCAGACUGGUGAGCAUGGAACGACCAAGCGCCAAGUUUCCCCCGUUGCUAUUUCAUCGAACCCUGGGACGUCAGUCCCCAGUCCAUCGACUGGUGGUAUUCCGGUCGUAAGGAAGACUUUGAGAGUCGAGUUUCCUGACCGUGUUUCGUUUGAGUAUGACGGGCCAACUCCUCUCGUCUACGCUCCUCACAAAUGCGCGGAAUUGGUUAGCCAGAUCAAGUGCGGCCCAAAGCCCUUUCCGCCGGUCGCUGACAUGAUCUUCAAGGAUGAGUAUGUUGACGCCGCUCGCACCAAGUUGUUGUGUGACGGGGUUUCGAACUUCGUCAUCGAGAAAUAUGACUCUGCGCUGAAGGAAGCGCUUGCUGAGUCAGAGAAGCUGAAGAAGACGGUGGUGAGUAAGAGCAGACUCCUCCGUCGAAGGAAGGCGGAGUGGCAGGAGGAAUUCGAGAGGAUGGCUGAGAAGAGGAUCGCGCGGGUUGCUCGGAGGAAAGCUCAGAAGAAGAGAGCCGACGCAGCUGAAGAGGAGCUUUCCGUUGCUCGCUCCACCAUCGAGGCUCUGGAGCUGCGGAAGGCCAAUCUUAUGGAGGAGAUAGGAGCCAAGGCCGCGGAGUACAAGAAAGAACUGGACCGCCUUAGGGAUUCGCGGAUUUACGAGGUCACGAAGGAAAGGGUGAGGGUUGAGACCGAGAUGAUUGCAAAGUCUAACAAGCAUUUUGGGAAUCUGCGCGAGUGGUGGACCCGUUGUGGAUCUUUUGACACGGCGCAGUUACUCCAAAGUCAAGCGUUCGGGACUAAGAGCUGCCUCGAGGCCUUAAAGGCCGGCGGACGCGACAUCCCUCAAGAGACUAUCGACAUGUUCGCGGCUAGAGAAAAACAGUUCGAGGAGGAAGCUUUGAAGCUUGAUCCCGGCGAGAUCCCGGAGGCUGACUUGGUUCUUUCUCCACUUCGCCUCGAAUCUCAGACUGCCGGGGUUCUCCAAAGUCCCGCUGAUCGUCCUGGAACCUCUGCUGCUCCCUCUCAUUCCGUGGGAGAUGACUUGUCGAAGACUGGCGCGACCGCUACUGACUCGCGAGCCGUUGAUGGGGGAGAGAAAUCUGUUAGGAACCAGGACGGGAGCAACGUUCUUGAGAUUUAUGACUCUUCCGUUUCUGAUUCGGAGGAUGGUCAGGGUCGUGAACCAGACAAAGCUUAUGCCGGCGAGGGGGCAAACCCCUCCGAGAGUCAGCUUGAGGUUCGCGGAGAAGAGGCGAUGGCUCGCGUUGAAAGCAUCGAUGCGGGUCAACCGGUGCGUUCCGACCUUCCCGAACCAUCUCUCGACCGCGAUACCGCGCCGAAGGAACAGGCUAGGGACCCUGAAGAAUGA